GUUACAGGCAAGCCUAAAGUUAGUUAACAAAAAAGAUUUAGACGAUUAUUUAGUUUUUCCGUGUUACAAUUCUGCUUCCAUCAGUAAUUAAUAGUAUUCUCUAUCAAUUAAUUUAGGAUAUAGCUUAUAUUUUUUGAUAUUUUUCAUGUUUCGUAAAUUUUUUUGCAUUUAUUAAUCAUCAAGAAGCUGCACCAUUUGAUCACAAUAUCCUCGUUCUAUCUUGUUUGGUUGGUGAUAGGUAUAAAUGUGUGACGCAUCAACGAAAAAUUGCAAGCUGGUAUCAUUGUGAAUUGGUAAACACAUUUUCCUCGUCCAAGAUCGAGGAUAGAAAUUUGGAGCAGGAUAAGAAAAGACAGAAGUUUGGUGAAAAUAGUAGAAUAGUGACUGAUAUACCAAGCCAACAUGAAUAAAACGUGUGCUCGGUGUGAGAAAACCGUUUAUCCCAUUGAAGAACUCAAAUGUCUUGAUAAGAUAUGGCAUAAACAAUGUUUUAAGUGUCAAGGCUGUGGAAUGACUCUUAAUAUGAGGACUUAUAAAGGAUUUAAUAAACAACCAUAUUGCGAAGCGCAUAUACCGAAAGCGAAGGCUACAACAAUGGCAGAAACUCCGGAGCUUAAACGUAUUGCAGAAAAUACAAAAAUUCAAAGUAAUGUUAAAUAUCAUGCAGAAUUUGAAAAAGCAAAGGGUAAAUUCACUCAAGUAGCCGAUGAUCCUGAGACACUGAGGAUUAAACAGAACAGUAAAAUUAUUUCAAAUGUCGCAUACCAUGGAGAAUUACAAAAAAAAGCUAUUAUGGAGCAAAAACGAACAAUGACUGGGGAAAAUGAUGAACAAAUAGAAUAUGUAGAAUAUACCGAUGGAACAGUAACACCAGCAGGUAGCAUAUUGAAUGCAAAUCCUCCUAUGCCAGUUCGAACAGUAAGUCCAGUACAGAAAAUAACUCCUGGAAGAAUUUCUGACUACGAUCCUGGAGCAGAAACAAGACCCAGUCCGUAUUCAGCUAGACAAGCAGCUACUACUGUUAUUUAUACUAGCGAUAAGGGCGCAGUGAACAAUCCACCUGCAAGAAAAAUCGGUUCUGUCGCUGAUAUUGAUCCAGUCAAUGAAUAUUAUGGAUCUUUAACGCCUUCUAUUAACAACAAUCAUGUUCCUCCACAACAACAACCACCUCAACAACCUCUUCCCUCUAAUUCACUAAGAGUCUAUCGUGCAUUGUAUGAUUAUGAGGCUCAAGAUUCAGAUGAGGUGAGUUUCUGUGAUGGUGACCUUAUUCUCAACUGUACGGCAAUUGACGAAGGCUGGAUGACGGGCCUCGUUCAGCGAACCGGAUGUCAUGGAAUGCUGCCGGCUAAUUAUGUUGAACCAGCCCAUAUUUAAAUAAUAUUUAACUUGCCUGGCUAACUAUUUGUUGGAUUUGAAAUGUAUAAGUAUGAAAGUUAUCAUUGCUAUUUCAUAAUUCUAUUAGCAAGGGACCAUAAUUAUUAAUAUCAUCAAUAUAAAGAUAUAUAUAUAUAUAUAUAUAUAUUUAUAAUCCAGUCAAUUAAGACAAUGAUAAAUGAUACUUGUGAUGAGAAAGAUAAGAUUUUAUAUACAAAAAUCUUUUUAAAGUUCGUAUACUUUUUUUUUACUCAGCCUUAUUUGACUGGAUUUAUGAUAUUUUCUUGAAAGUGUACACUUUGUUAUUACGUAACGAAGAUUCAGAAAACUAUUAUUAAGAAUAGUUGACUAUCUACCGGAUAAAAAGUGCCUUUACGAUUUCUCUAGAGCAUUUAUAUCAUUCCAUAGAAUACUCUGAAGAUUUUACAAAUUUUUUAACAGAAGUAAUCUCCCAUUUCUCUAUUAUAAAUUAAUAAAAUUAUUUUUAUUAAGAAAAAUACUAAUCCACGAGUAUGGAUAUAUAUCGUUAAAUUUAUAUUUUUUGUCAUUAUUCGAGUAUGUUAUAUUUAAAUUAUCCAAAAGCAUUUAACAAAUAUUAAUAUUUUUAAUAAGAAUGUUGAAAAUGCGUAGACUGUAAUGGAUAGGUAAAGUUGAUAAUGCUCGAUUUGGAUAAUUUGAGAACAAAUUAAUAACUUCAAUGUUAUUAAUGUAAUAAGUACAAUUAGAUGGUUUUUUUUAGUAAAUAUUAACAACAAAUAUGUUGUUUAAAUGAGUAAAGUUAUUAGUAAAUUCCUUUAAUAUUAUUAGAUAACAAUUGAAACAGAUAAUAUUUUUCGAAGAAUAUUAAGAUUAUUGAAUUACUUUUUAAAAAAUACCAUAAAAUAAAUAUGUGCAUUAUGUAGAUUGAAAAACAUUCUUCCAUUGUAUUUCUUUAUUUUUUAUUAUUAAUAUGUGCUAAUAGUAAAAAAUUGCUUGUAUUUAGAUCAAC
Messenger RNA from Chelonus insularis, 2365 nucleotides. RefSeq names its product LIM and SH3 domain protein Lasp (gene Lasp). Gene Ontology annotation, cellular component: focal adhesion. The record is from RefSeq and is a predicted model, not a curated record. The transcript is spliced from 6 exons. Gene Ontology annotation, molecular function: actin filament binding. The coding region runs from base 403 to 1377 and encodes 324 amino acids. Lineage: Eukaryota; Metazoa; Arthropoda; Insecta; Hymenoptera; Braconidae.